Messenger RNA from Acanthoscelides obtectus, 786 nucleotides. Lineage: Eukaryota; Metazoa; Arthropoda; Insecta; Coleoptera; Chrysomelidae. The record is from the annotation of a GenBank genome assembly.
AUGGAAAGUGGAAAGCGUCAUGGAAACCUCGUACUGCCAGGUGACGUUUCAAAUUUUAUGGUGCGUUUCCAUGCUUGCCAAGGCUUGACAAGCAACCACAAGGCACAAGCGUCCACAAACCUCGCUUGGCAUUUGGAAGUCGUUUACACGCUUGUGAAUGCGUCAGUGUGCUACGUACAUCCAAGCAUGGCGGACACCGAACUUGUAUCGGCUAUUACCUUUGGUUUAACCUACUUUUAUUUUAAAUAUAAGCAAAGUAAAACAAAAUCAAGGGAAGCCCGACGACCACGAAGAUGGUGGAUGAUAAAGAUUCAUAGAAAUCGUACCAGCCAAUUUAUAGAAGAUAAAUUUAAUGAACUUUCUGGAGAGUUCGAUAAUUUCUGCCGAAUGAGUUAUGCUGAUUUUGAGUUUUUGCUGCAGAAAAUUUUACCAAUGAUUUCCAAGCAUGAUACCGACUUCAGAGAAGCUAUACCAGCUAAAUUUCGUCUUGCCAUAACGCUACGAUCUUUAGCAUCUGGUGAUUCUUACAAAAGCCUACACUACUUGUUUAAAGUAUCUGUCCCUAUGAUAUCAAAAAUCAUUCGUGAAGUUUGCCAAGCUCUUAAUGAAGUUUUAAAGGAUCAAGUUAAAAUGCCCACCACAGCAGAAGAAUGGCUUAAAAUAGAAAAAGGAUUCAGGACCAAAUUUCCACAUUCCAUAGGUUCAUUGGAUGGCAAGCAUAUAGUCAUAGUGGAACAGAGUAUUUCAAUUACAAGAAAACUUUUAGCAUUGUCCUUUUGGCAUUAG